GAUUACUUCAAGAUUACGAUAGAAAACCACUUCCAGCCGAACCAACAGAACCAGUCCGAUUCGGAGAAGCUGAUGAACUAGGAAAACAAAGAAUACAAAACUUAAAAAACAGAACUUUUCCCCCUCUUUAUGACACCCCCCCAGCUAUAUUGGAAGAAUUGCGCCUUACACAAGGAAAUAAUUACAGAAAUGAAGAAAAUACGUUUUCUAACGCAUUCAGAGUACAUUCUUCGAGACAAAGUCUAGGCGCCCAUGAUAUUGAACACCAAGAUGGGGAAGUUUUCAGGGAGAGAGAAACAAGGUUUUCUGAACCUCGGCAUAAAGAUGAUUUAUUGAAUAGACAGGGAGUAACUGAUUUUAGAAGUUCUACGCAGAAGAUUCAAGAACAAACUGCCGGGUAUUCUACGCAGUAUUUGAUGCAGGACUCUAAGGUUGAAAGACCCAGCUAUAAUUCUAAACAGGAAACAGCAGGACAAGGUGUUGGCUUUUCUACACAAAUACCCAGAGGUUCAAGAUUUGGACCUGAGUCUGAUUUACUGGAUGGGUAUCAGGGUUCAAUAUCUGGAUAUGGAUCAGGACUAGGAUCUGAUCUAGGCUCGGAUUUAAGCUCGGAGCGAGAUAAAAACUGGUUUCAACGACAACGUUUUCAGAACGCAGAACAUGGUGCAUCCUCUAUCCUCUCUCAGUCUGAUUAUGACGGGCAUGUAAGAAUUGGAUCUAAAGCUGGUUCAACUACUUGGACUCAACCCCCAGCCAGUCACAAGUUAGCUUAUCAAUCUGAGAUACGAGAUCUUAUCCGGUCCUACCAUGAUCUUGCAGAAAAUGCUGAUUCAGAUUCUUCAGUCCAGGAGGAGGAUGACGAUGUUUUGAUGGCAGAUUACAGUACAGAAUAUGAAUACCAGGGAGUUGGAGGAAGAAAAAAUGUCACUUUUACUCAAGAUUUCACAAAUGCCACCACCAGCAACUCUAAUAAUAAAGCAUUCAGAUCGGCUGCAAGAAGAAAUGCUUCGUUCAAAACGGCAGUUAAAUCCAACAAUAUUGAUAAAUCUAACAAUUAUCAUCUGUCGAACAACAUUGUUAAAGAAAUAAGUCGGAGUAUGGAGUCGAUCCAUGACGGGUUCCGAAGUUUAUCUCGAGUAAAUUCUAUCAGCUCAUCACAGAGAAGUUUAAGAAGUGAAACAGGUUCUAUUCGUAGUUACAGUUCUACUGGAGGGACAAACAAUAAGAGACUCAGUAGAUCACAGGAGAUUUUAGAAACAAGAUUUGAGCCCAGCAAAUCCAACUUACCUAAGCAACAAAGGAUGAGACCAGAGCUAAGAUCUAAGUCUGCCACAGGUUUAAAUCUACUCGCUAGAGGUCUCAAGCCGAGAAAUCAAAACAGAGCCAGCAAAGGACCUGGUUUUGGACAAAGAGAACUAAGAAGAUAGCUGCUAUGCUGACUAAAAAAUCCGCAAACUCAGUGCAAAAUUACCGCAAAUGUACCGUUGGAUUUGAAGCAAUGUUUGCCAAAAUGUUGGAAUUUUGAAGUUUGUACUUUUCUUACAAUUACAUUUUUUAAUAGUCAGUUAGCAAAAUACAAUUGUCUAGCAAAGAUUUAAUAAAUUCAUUAGUUUUUUAAGAUAAUAAAUGUAUGAAUAAUUUUA
Molecule: messenger RNA, 1643 nt
Organism: Eurytemora carolleeae
Lineage: Eukaryota; Metazoa; Arthropoda; Copepoda; Calanoida; Temoridae
Exons: 19
Coding region: 417-1427 (336 amino acids)
Source: RefSeq, a predicted model, not a curated record